Molecule: messenger RNA, 624 nt
Organism: Orbicella faveolata
Lineage: Eukaryota; Metazoa; Cnidaria; Anthozoa; Scleractinia; Merulinidae
Product: UDP-glucuronosyltransferase 2A2-like
Molecular function (GO): UDP-glycosyltransferase activity
Source: RefSeq, a predicted model, not a curated record
UUUGCAGGUCAUGUUGUGGUUGGUCCCAUUACUGCACAGUCUAAACCCAGCCCACUCCCCCCUGGUUUAGUAGAUUUUAUCAACAGUGCAGGAGGGAAUGGAUUCAUUAUUGCUUCUUUUGGGUCUUAUGCACAAACAGUUAUUUCCAAGGCAAAGAUUGACAUCUUGGCCUCAGCUUUUGGAAAGUUGAAGCAGAAAGUAGUAUGGAAGCUCAAAGGCUACAUACCUUCAGUUCUCAAUGCCAAUAUCAAAGUGGUGUCAUGGUUACCUCAGAAUGAUCUGUUGGCUCACAAGGACAUCAAGGUUUUUGUCUCCCAUGUGGGACACCACAGUCUCUAUGAGUCAGCGUACCAUGGUGUCCCUGUGGUGGCUAUUCCCUUAUUUGGAGAUCAGCCUUCUAACGCUAAGAAAGCAGAGUACUUUGGACUUGGAAUAGCUGUGGAUCACCAAACUGUGAAUGCCCAGCAACUGAUAGAGGCAAUAGAGAGUGUUGUUAAUGAACCAAGAUUUAAAACCAAGGCCAUGCACAUUUCUCAGCUGAUGAGAGACAGUCCAAGGACCCCGUUGGAGAAAACUGGUGACUGGAUAGAGUAUGUACUCAGACAUGGAGGAGCCCGGCACCUC